This is a messenger RNA of Calliphora vicina (urban bluebottle blowfly), 1144 nucleotides long. RefSeq names its product Myoinhibiting peptide precursor (gene Mip). NCBI's taxonomy places the organism in Eukaryota, Metazoa, Arthropoda, Insecta, Diptera, Calliphoridae. The record is from RefSeq and is a predicted model, not a curated record. The transcript has 3 exons. The coding region runs from base 161 to 760 and encodes 199 amino acids.
AUAGUCAAUCAACAGGUUAAUGCACAUCGUCGUCUAACUUUAAAAAAGAAAACUACAAAACGAUAACUGUGCAUUUAAUACAAAACAAGAGAGCAAGUUACCAAGAGAGUGAAAAUAUUUAAAUAUAAAUUCCCAUUAAAUAAACAAACCAACAGACACAAUGCACAUGACAAUUGCCCUAAAUCAACCCUGGCCCUAUUUGUUCUCCCUACAAAUCCUGCUGGCCAUGACACUAAUGAGCUCAAAUUGGGAAUCUGUUAGUGCCAAUGCUGUUACCCCCGAAAUUCCCACAGUCAGCGAUAAUGAAAACGAAUUCAUGAUGGAUAAUGAUGAAGAUGUGCAUCAAUGGGGCAAGAGAGAGGCAAAACAAUGGAAUCAAUUGAUGCAUGCAUGGGGUAAGAGAGAAUCAACAAACUUCAAUAACGAUAUGAUGGAAAAUGAAGACAUGGUACCAGUACUGGCAUAUUUUGCAAAUCCAGCCAUUAACUAUGAAAAUGCCGAUAUGGAUGAUGAGAAUAUUUUGAACGAAAAGCGAGGAUGGAAGAAAAUGAAUGUAGCCUGGGGUAAGAGACGUAAUGCUUCUCCCUACAUGAACAGAGAUUUUGUACCUUCUGCUUCAGCCUCCGGAUCAUGGGGUAAACGUGAGCCCAAUUGGAACAAUUUGAAGGGUAUGUGGGGUAAGCGAAGUGCCAACCAGGACUGGCAUAGUAUGCGCGGUAGCUGGGGCAAGCGUGCUGCCCAAUUACCCGAAACCAACUAAAUUCUGUAGACAACUGAAGAGACCAUGUAAUAAUGUAAUGUAGAGAAACAAGAUAACUAUAACUAACUAUUUAUUAGUGGCUGCUGGUAUUUUGAACAUAAUCUUAAACUUUUUAAAUUUUUAGUAGAAAAACCACAUAUUAACUUAAUAAUAUGUAUAAAAACUAAUAUAAAAUAUUUCCAAAAAAUAUACAUACUACUAUAUAAACAAAUAAAUAUAUAUAUAUUAAGUUUAAGUUAAAAUAUUGCUUUAAAUAAAAAAUAUAUUACAUAAAAUAAUCAAAAAUCUUAAAUUUAUUUAAAACCUAAAUAAUAUAUUUUAAUAAAUAUUUCAAAAUAAACAAAAUUGCAUGAAAGCCUUUAAUUAUUUUCUUCUACUUGUAUU